GUCCAAGCAACCCUCUCUCCUUCUCUCUCUCUCUUCGCUAUAUACGCUUUUCCAUGCCCCUUCUCUCUCCUUCCCCGCCUCCUUUCUCUCUCUAGAUUUCAGCUCAUUCCUGCAAAUCCCACCAUUAAAACUCUCUCCCAAAACUUCAAAACCUCCAAUUUUGUUUUUCAUCUUCAAUUCUUAAAUUUUCAACAAUUUUCUGGGUAGAUUCUUCUUCUUCAAGCUUCCUGUAUUUUCUGAUAAUUAAAAGGGAAUGAGAUGACAUGGUGCAACAUUAAAAACCCUUCUACUAGCAAUAAUAUCAAUAUUAAUACUAAUACUGAUGAUAAUAAUAACAAUAAUUUCCCAACAAUCACUGAAAGUUCACCUUCUAAUCAUAAACAUGGCGGAAUUUCAAAUUCCAAGAUGAACCCUCUUCGUACCAUUGCUUGCCCUUCUUGUGGUCACCAUUUUUCUCUUCAAGACCAGGCAGGGGGAAUAAAUGAUUUACCAGGAUUACCAGCUGGGGUUAAGUUUGAUCCAACUGACCCAGAAAUUUUGGGACACUUAGAAGCUAAAGUGAAGUCUGAUUUAAGUAGGUUGCACCCUCUGCUUGAUGAAUUCAUACCGACUAUCGAGGGUGAAAAUGGAAUUUGCUAUACUCAUCCUGAUAAAUUACCAGGUGUGACCAAAGAUGGUGUGAUGCGACAUUUCUUUCACUGCCCUUCAAAGGCAUACACAACCGGAACAAGAAAGCGAAGAAAGGUCCACACUGAUGAAGACGGCGGAGAGACAAGGUGGCAUAAGACAGGCAAAACCCGACCCAUACUCGUAAAUGGAGGAGUAAAAGGGUUCAAGAAGAUAUUAGUAUUGUACACCAACUAUGGAAGGCAGAGAAAACCAGAGAAAACAAACUGGGUUAUGCACCAAUAUCACAUUGGCCCGAAUGAGGAAGAAAGAGAUGGUGAAUUUGUCCUUUCAAAGGUUUUCUACCAAACACAGCCUAGACAAUGUGGUUCAACCAUUAAAGAACUACCUAUAGAUAACGAACAUCCUCCAUUAAUCAAGCCACCCCUCAAUUAUUACCAACCAUCUUACAUUUCUUAUGAACAUCAUCCUCAUCAUCAUAAUGUUGUUGUUGCGGAACAGAAUAGAGAAAGCCCGCCUCAGUUGAUCCCUAACUUGAUUCUACAAGGGGAUGUACCCUCGUUGUUUUCGAUUGCUACUACUAGGAAAUCUUGAGAAACUGAAGCCCGCCUCGGUUGGAUUCAGGUGGAUAUUAUAAGGUUGGAUAUGACAGGGUUGGUGGCGCGUUCUAUUUGCCUGAUUUUCAAGGUGAAAGUACUGGACAACUGUAAUUGGAUUCAGGUGGAUAUUAUAUAUAUGGUUCGACAUUAUAUUACAUAGUAGGUGGUGCGUUUUAUUCGCCUGAUUUACAAGGUGAAAGUACUGGACACCUGCAAUUGGAUUCAGGUAGAUAUUAUAUAUAUGGUUCGAUAUUAUAUUACAUGGUAGGUGGUGCGUUUUAUUCGCCUGAAUUUCAAGUGCGGUGAAAAUACCCAAAAUGGAUUCGGGUGGAUAUUGAAGAGUUGCACGAAGCCAUGCAUGCCGGAAAAGAGAAUGUCAGUUCAUUUACACGUACACAUGCAUUUCUUUGUAGGCAUAAUUAGGAGGGGUAAAAUGGGAAUUAAUUUGUUGAAGGUGUAUAGAAAUGACACUUUUCAUGAUUGAAUUUUUAGGGUAAAGUUUACUUACACACAAUUAUAAAAGACUUUAGGUUAAAAAAUAAAAUGUUUUUGUUUUUGUUUUUAUUUUUAAAUGAAUAUUGAGGGAAUAAAUUGAUGAAACUAGUUUCAAGUUAUAUUUUGAUACGGCGACAAUUGAAGGACAUAGGGAAAGAAUAAGUUCAACAAGUAAGCUUCUGAUUUAUAAUCCCUUGUUUUAUUGCGAUUUAAAUUCUGUAUUGAGGAAUGCCGAAUAUUGAGGAUGAUUCUUGUUUAUUGAACAAUAAU
This is a messenger RNA of Spinacia oleracea (spinach), 1991 nucleotides long. Its product is annotated as NAC domain-containing protein 73. Lineage: Eukaryota; Viridiplantae; Streptophyta; Magnoliopsida; Caryophyllales; Amaranthaceae. The record is from RefSeq and is a predicted model, not a curated record. The coding region runs from base 259 to 1221 and encodes 320 amino acids. Gene Ontology annotation, molecular function: DNA-binding transcription factor activity; transcription cis-regulatory region binding. Gene Ontology annotation, cellular component: nucleus. The transcript is spliced from 3 exons. Gene Ontology annotation, biological process: regulation of DNA-templated transcription.